Molecule: messenger RNA, 2268 nt
Organism: Oryzias latipes (Japanese medaka)
Lineage: Eukaryota; Metazoa; Chordata; Actinopteri; Beloniformes; Adrianichthyidae
Gene: asns
Product: asparagine synthetase
Cellular component (GO): cytosol
Molecular function (GO): asparagine synthase (glutamine-hydrolyzing) activity
Source: RefSeq, a predicted model, not a curated record
ACUCUUAUUUUGAAAAGCGCACGCGCUCCUCCGGUUGCAUCAGUAACGGACUGUCGUCCUCGGGCGGGGAUCCACGCGCGGCUUUCUUGUAUCAGUGACUCAUUCUUAUCCGUGAAGGAGGACCAUGUGUGGGAUCUGGGCUUUGUUCGGCAGCGAUGAGUGCCUGUCGGUCCAGUGCACGUGUGCCAUGAAAAUCGCCCACAGAGGCCCGGACGCAUUCCGCUUCGAGAACGUCAACGGCUUCACCAACUGCUGCUUCGGCUUCCACCGGCUCGCCAUCGUGGAUCAGCUGUACGGGAUGCAGCCGCUGCGCAUCAAGAAGUUCCCGUACCUGUGGCUGUGCUACAAUGGGGAGAUCUACAACCACCACACGCUCCAGAAGACUUUUGACUUUGACUUCCAAACCAAAGUGGACGGUGAGGUACUGCUCCAUCUCUAUGACCGUUUUGGCAUUAAAAAAAUGGCCUCCCUCCUGGACGGCGUCUUCGCCUUCAUCCUGCUGGACACGGCCAACAGAAAGGUGCACCUGGGGAGGGAUACCUACGGCGUGCGGCCCUUGUUCAAGCUCCUGACCGACGAUGGCUUCCUGGCUGUCUGCUCUGAAGCAAAAGGUCUCACCAACAUCAGCCACUCCAUGAGCGAGGAGGUCAGCAUCGAGCCCUUCCUGCCGGGACACAUCGAGGUGUUUGACCUGAAGCUGAGCGGGAAGGUCCAGUCCCUUCAGAUGGAGCCGUUCCACUGCUGCACGCAGGAGCCGACGCACGCCCUCUACGAUCCUCUGCAGACACUUCCUGCAGGUUUGGAUGAAGAAACCGUGAAAAGCAACAUCAGGAGCCUGCUGGAGAACGCCGUGAGGAAGCGGCUGAUGGCCCACCGGCGGAUCGGCUGCCUCCUAUCAGGUGGCCUGGACUCCAGCCUGAUCGCCGCUCUGCUCGUGAAGCUGGCCAAAGAGGAGAAGCUGCCGUACAAAAUUCAGACGUUUUCCAUCGGAUCGGAAGAUAGUCCGGACAUUCUGGCUGCUCGCAAGGUGGCGGCACACAUUGGCAGCGAGCACCACGAGGUGAACUUCACUGCGGAGGAGGGCAUCCGCGCCGUGGAGGAGGUCAUUUUCCACCUGGAGACCUAUGAUAUCACCACCAUCCGAGCCUCAGUCGGAAUGUUUUUGGUGUCCAAGCACAUCCGAGAGAAGACGGACAGCGUGGUGAUCUUCUCUGGAGAAGGAUCUGACGAGCUCACUCAGGGAUACAUCUACUUCCACAAGGCUCCAUCUGCCGCAGCAGCAGCUAAGGACAGCGUCCGUCUGCUGAAGGAACUGUACUUGUUUGACGUUCUCCGGGCCGACCGCACCACUGCCGCCCACGGGCUGGAGCUCAGGGUUCCCUUUCUGGAUCACAGAUUUACUGCAUACUACCUGUCCCUCCCUGAGAACAUGAGAGUUCCUAAGGAUGGAGUGGAGAAGCAUCUCCUCCGGGAUUCUUUCAAAGGUCUCAACCUAAUCCCAGAGGAGAUCCUGUGGAGGCGGAAGGAGGCCUUCAGUGAUGGGAUGAUGUCCAUGAAGAAGUCCUGGUACACCUGUCUGCAGGAGCACCUGGAGGCCAUCGUCAACGACGACCAGAUGGAAAAGGCCUCAAAGACGUUUCCCCACAACCCCCCCACCACCAAAGAGGCCUACUACUUCAGGCAGGUGUUUGAGAAGCUGUACCCGGGCCGAGCUCAGUGGCUCUCCCACUACUGGAUGCCGCGCUGGAUCGAAGCGGCCGACCCGUCGGCCCGAACCCUGUCCAUCUACGAGCCCGACAAGGACCAGUGAUGCAGCCUGCUCCUCCUAGAACGUCAGGUGUCGGUUCCUUCUGUCAUCUGCAGGUUUAUGGAGGGACUUCUUAGAUCAGGUGGUUCUUCUGAUGCUCUGGGAAAUUCUUACCUUUUGCUUGUCCUUCUGUUCCUGCAAAAGAUGAUGGAAACUGGAGGAGGAAGUGUCAUGGUGUGGGUGUCUAAUGCUCUUGGCCAGCAAAGUGCAAAAAAUGUGCUCAUGUGGGGGUCAGAACCAGAGACUCACCUGUCUGUCCAGGUACGAGUGUCCUUCAGUGGUUGAUCCACGUUUCUGGUUCUGCUUGGUUUCAGCUGCUCCUCAUGGUUCUGCUGAUAGCUUGUUGGACCUUCAUCCUCAGAGCUGCUGUCUCCAAUGUCUUUUUGUUUUUGAGGAUCUUGUUCUGCAGAAACGUCUGUCUUCUGCCUAAAUCUUUGAAUAAAUUUUUUCCCCUCAACUCA